Molecule: messenger RNA, 1293 nt
Organism: Punica granatum (pomegranate)
Lineage: Eukaryota; Viridiplantae; Streptophyta; Magnoliopsida; Myrtales; Lythraceae
Source: RefSeq, a predicted model, not a curated record
UGGGAUAAACUUGGAUGGGCGGGCGUCGUGUCGGGCCACUGGCAAACAACGUAACACAAAAAGCUGCCCCGUGCCCACCUUCUCCUCCCCCUUCGCCCACACCAGCUCUUCCCCCUUGGCGGUUCCUCACCUACGCCGGCCCCUCCCCGUCGCCACCUCUUGCCCGUCGUCGCCUCCUCCGAGUUGCCGUCUCCGCCCGUCGCUGGCUCUGUCCUUCGUCGCCUUCUGCCCGGAUUCGCCCUUCGACCUUCGCCACCUCCUGCUCGUCUCCGCCUCCUGCUGUUUCCUGGCCGUUGCUGACUCCUGCCCCUCUUCGAUUCCUGCCCUUUUCACUGCCCCGUCUCUGCCCCCUGCCAAAUUCAAUCAGGUGAGCCUUUCUUGAGAAACCGGUGGAAUCAACCAUUCAUGGCGGAGGAAACCCUUGAGCACCGCAGUUCCAUUGCAGCUCCCUUCAUCUUCAUCCUCGUUCUCGCUUUCCAUUUCGUAAACCGUUGGUUUGAGCACUCAAAGAAGAGAGCGUUCAAGAAUGUUGCAGAGGAACAGCUGCGUGGGGAAAUAAAGAAGCUCUUGAGAGAUGCGAGCACCCUUUCGCAGCCAUCCACAUUUGCUCAAGCCUCAAAACUUCGAAGGCAAGCAGCUGCCAAGGAGAAAGAACUCGCCAAACUUCAAGAAUCAGUGGGCAAGGAGAUACAGCUUUCCUAUGAGACUUUUUUGAAAGCUCUAUUCUUCACAAAGGUGUUCACAUACAUUGUACUGGUUUUAUGGUUUUGGAGGACGCCUGUAGCAUCGAUAUCUGAGCAACUUGUGCUACCAUUUGGUGAAUUGUUAUCUUGGGGAGCUGGAGGCACUUUGAGUGGUAAUGUUAUGGUUGGGAUCAUACCUUGGUUAGUUUUAUCCACGAGAGUGAGCAAGUUCGUAUUCAGACUCAUCAACUGGUAAAAGCAUUCUCGUAUGAGAUAUAUUCCAUCGAAAUUCAUCCUACAGGUUUUCUGAUCUGAAGUUUGGGAGAUAGACAAGAAGGAAGAGGAGGAUUCGUCCUGUGGUGAUCCAUUUCCGGGUCUCUCCCCUUUCUUUCCAAUUUUGUUCUGCGUCUAAUUCAGUGUUAAAGUUAUAUGGUUGUAGUUUUCCACUGGGAAGCUGAUUUACUACUUGACUUGAAUAGAUUAGGAAGCUCUGAAGCUUGAAUAUUGUAUUAUGUAAUGUUGAAGGCUUAUGAAAAACAAAGCCUGCAGUAUAGAAUUUGAAAUCAUUAAGAAUGAAAAAAAAAGAUAACGAGACUACUCUAUUGCUCGA